Coregonus sp. 'balchen' is the source of this 8689-nucleotide messenger RNA. The record is from the annotation of a GenBank genome assembly. Lineage: Eukaryota; Metazoa; Chordata; Actinopteri; Salmoniformes; Salmonidae.
AUGUGCCGCCGCCUACACUCGCCUCACAUGGUUCCGUCAAGCACCAGGGACCGCUGGACACACCCGCCCGGCCCGCCCACACCAUAUGCCUGCAGCAUGGCAUUCUGGGACAGAUCCACGGCCCCAGCCCUUCUUUCCGGUGAUGGUGAGAGGAGGAGAAAAGAAAAGAUGAGGCUUCCCUCCGUUCCCUCCCUCCUUCACAGGGAGACUACAAAGUGGUACACUACAAUCCUCGAUUCUUCCUUCGUGUUGUUAAAGAGUCCUCUUCCUCCCCCUCCUCUUCCUCCUCCUCUGCCUCCUUCUACUUUCUGUCACCCUGCUGUCCUGUUCCUGCUUGGCACUAGUCUGCAUCCAAAAUGGUACCCUAGUCCAUAUGUAGUGCACUACUUUUGACCAGGACCCAUAGGGCUCUGGUCUAAAGUAGUGCAUUAUAUAGGGAAUAGGGUGCCAUUUGGAACGCAGACAGCGUGAGCCAGUGUUUGAGCCAGGCCCAGUGGUUUUCCCAGCAGAGAGAGAGGAGAGAGACCCCAGCCGAGCCUCUCACCCGGGGCCCUGUCUGGUUCUGGGCGCUGGUUCUUGGAGCUCCCACUGUCAGAGGCUCUCUUGGAUCACUGGUGGAGAUAGAGAUGAGAUGAGUAACCUGGUCCUGGAAACACUCUCCACUCAGUCUGCUACGGUAGUCCUCUGUACCUGGGGAUGUGACAGGAAGGGUGGGGUGGGACAGGAGAGGAAGGCUUGUGUGAUGGGAACCAAACUUAACUACAAACAUCCAACACCCGGCGUUACGGAAGAACAACCCAGUAUUACUCUGUCAAAACAUCUCCAAGCAACCAACCUCCUGGAAUUCACCUUUCUCUCAACUGUUCUCUUCCAAAUGAUUUUGUAGGUUUUUGAGGGUGUUCUUUCUAAAAUGUUUAAUAGAUGUAUGUGGGUGUGUUGCAUUGUUCAUGUGUGUGUCUGUGUGUUCUCUGUAUAGUGUAUGUUUGAGAGGCAUUGCAUUCCAGUAAUAGGAAUAUGCCUAAUUCAAUGCUUACAGUAAGCAAGCUUGGUCCCAGAUCUGUGGGACAAUGACCUGUCCCCUCUCCUGCCCCCCCCCCUUCCCUUUCCUGUCACCUCCCCAGGUACAGAGGACUACCGUAGCAGGCUGAGUGGAGAGUGUUUCCAGGACCUAGUGUGUCCAGAGAAGUGUCGCUGUGAGGGCACCGUGGUGGACUGCUCCAACCUCAAACUGACCAAACUGCCCCCACACAUCCCCGAGCACACCACAGACCUGUAAGAGCACACAAACAAACACACACACACAUUCACAUCACAUCCAGUACUAUUCCCCUUUCUCCAGCUCCAUAGUCAUUAUUUUGUCCUGAUAUAGUUGUAUUAAUGUAGACAUUCAUCACAUGCCUCUCUUCAUCCCUCUCUCUAUCCCUCUCACUAUCCCUCUCUCUAUCCCUCUCUCUAUCCCCUCCCUCUAUCCCUCUCUCUCCUCUCUCCAUCCCUCUCUCCAUCCCCCAGCCCUUACUCUAUCCCCCAACCAUCUCUGUAUCCCCCAGCCCUCACUCUAUCCCCUCUCUCUAUCCCCCAGCCCUCUCUCUAUCCCACUCUCUCUAUAUCUCCCAUCCCUCUCUCUAUCCCCCAGCCCUCACUCUAUUCCCCAGCCCUCUCUCUAUCCCCCUCUCUCUAUCCCCCAGCCCUCUCUCUAUCCCCCUCUCUCUCUCUCCUUCCCUCUCUCUAUCCCCCUCUCUCCCCCUCUCUCUAUCCCCCCUCUCUCUCUCCCCCUCUCUCUAUCCCCCCCUCUCUCUAUCCCUCCUCUCUAUCUCCCUCUCUAUAUCCCCCCUCUCUCUAUCCCCCUCUCUCUAUCCCCCCCCUCUCUCCCCCUCUCUCUAUCCCCCCUCUCUCUAUCCCUCCUCUCUAUCUCCCUCUCUAUAUCCCCCCUCUCUCUAUCCCCCUCUCUCUAUCCCCCCUCUCUCUAUCCCCCUCACUCUAUCCCCCUCUAUCUCCCAGCCCCAUCAGUACUAGCUGCUCACCCUCACUACAUCUCACAGGGAGUGAUGGCUAGCUAAUAGCACCAGGCUCUCCUGGGCUAUUAGGCCCUGGCUCCACUCUGGCCAAGUCCCAGGGCAGAGCAUGUCAGGGAAACUAGAUGUUGCCCUUCUCCACUGGCUAGAGGACACACACCACAUCAGGAUGUUUUCUCUUCGCUCUCUCUCCUCUCUCUCUCUCUCUCUGUCUCUCAUCGCUCUCUUCUCUCCUCUUUCCUCUCCCUCUCUCUUCUCUCCUCUCUCUCUCUCCUCUCUCUCUCCCUCCCUCCCUUUAUCUCUCACUCCUUUCUCCUCUCUCCUCUCUUUUCUCUCACCCCUCAUCACUCUCUCUUCCCUUCCCAGGGAAACUCUUUUAUGUCUGGUAACUUUCCCAAGGCAUGGCCCGUCUUUCCCGUCGGGGGAAAUGUGAAAAGGUCGAUACCAAGAAGGCGAUCGCCCGCCCAUCAUACAAACGUCCCUUUUGCUGCGAGCGAUUUGAAUAUUGAUGACUCUUUAGUUGUCUUUCUCCGUCCUUUGUCUAAGUGUAGAAUUAAGUGAAAAUGUUAGAUUUUUUUAUGUCUCUUAUCUGGCUUUAGCAACUGCUCUCUGACUCACUCAGUCACUGUGGGGCUAUUGACCUUCAUUUUAACAUUUUGUCUCUCUCUCUCCCCCUCUCUCUGUCUGUCUCUCUCUCUCUCCACAACAGGCGCCUGAAUGACAAUGAAAUCUCCAUCCUGGAGGCCGUGGGGACCUUUAAGAAGCUCCCCAACCUGAGGAAGAUGUAUGGCUGCUUCCAUUCCUCCAUUGCCCUUUAAAACACACAUACACAGGCUGAGUUGUUGUGUUGUGUUGCAGUCUGGGCGUGUCUUGUCUGAGAGGUUUAUGUCAACAACAACUUUUUAUGCAAUGAGCAGUAUCAAGAACCUGGAGAGGAGAGGGGGAGGAUAGGAGACUGGGGAGGAGAGAGGGAGGCAGGGGAAUAUUCUAUCUAAAUGGGAGAGAGGACAAUGUAAUUUACAGUCAGGCAAUAUAAAGGGUCGACUCCAGGAAGAUGGAAAAAGCCAAGUCUGCUGCUGCUGUACACAACACGAUGAGGAGGGAUUUAUCGAACAUAAAAAUGCAUACCAUCUAGCAUCAUCAGAGAAGUUCUAAAUUGAUCAACAUCUAAACCUCUCCCCUCCUCUUCACCAAAGUACAGAUAAGAAUCAAAGAUGUGCGCCAUGGAAAAUUGGUAUAGACGUUGUUUGCUACCCAUCACAAUUAGGAAUACUAUAGAUAUCGCCUGUUGUUUUUAACCAAUCAUACUUUGGAUUGUUUGGCCUAAGACUAUGACACAGCGGGUAAAACCAGUUGAAAUGAUGUAAUUUCCACCUGUUCCGCGCUCUGGGGAAGGAUUAGGACGCAGGAGAGACAAACCCAACCCAUUAACCCAAUUAGGCUUGAUGAUUCAUUUGCUGAUGAGAAGUGUAUGUGUUUGGGUGGUUAUAAUGAUGUCUAGGUAAAAGGAUCUUAACACAGUAUGAUAUUUACCAUGUUCAUAUCUCUCUCCCCCUCUCUCACAGUAACCUUAGCAACAACAAGCUGCGGGAUAUACGCGAGGGGGCCUUCGACGGAGCCGGGGGGGUCUUGGAGAUGCUUCUGACAGGCAACAAGCUGCAGGCGCUGCAGGGACGAAUGUUCAGAGGGCUAACCGGACUCAAGACACUGUAAAUGGAGCCGAGUCCAUCUUAGAAUAUAAAGGCUUAGACCCAAUGCCCAAGGGUUCAAGUUUUUAAUAAUAAUAAUAAUAUCCACAUGGCAGUCAAAAGCUAGGUUUCCAUCCAAUUGGCGACACAUUUUCAUCUGAAUAUUCUAAAAUCUGCUUAAAGAAAAUACCUGCGGGGUGUUUCCACCAAACUGACUUGUUGCGGAUAAAAAUCACUAUGUGAUGACAUACAGUGGAUUGCGAAAGUAUUCACCCCCUUUGGCAUUUUUCCUAUUUUGUUGACUUACAACCUGGAAUUAAAAUGGAUUUUUGGGGGGGUUGUAUCAUGUUAUUUACACAACAUGCCUACCACUUUGAAGAUGCAAAAUAAAAUAAAAAGUGAAACAAACAAGAAAUAAGACAGAAAAACAGAAAACUUGAGCGUGCAUAACUAUUCACCCCCCCAAAGUCAAAACUUUGUAGAACCACCUUUUGCAGCAAUUACAGCUGCAAGUCUUUUGGGGUAUGUCUCUAUAAGCUUGGCACAUCUAGCCACUGGGAUUGUUUCCCAUUCUUCAAGGAAAAACUGCUCCAGCUCCUUCAAGUUGGAUGGGUUCAGCUGGUGUACAGCAAUCAUUAAGUCAUGCCACAGAUUCUCAAUUGGAUUGAGGUCUGGGCUUUGACUAGGUCAUUCCAAGACAUUUAAAUGUUUCCCCUUAAACCACUCAAGUGUUGCUUUAGCAGUAUGCUUAGGGUCAUUGCCCUGCUGGAAGGUGAACCUCCGUCCCAGUCUCAAAUCUCUGGAAGACUGAAACAGUUUUCCCUCAAGAAUUUCCCUGUAUUUAGCGCCAUCCAUCAUUCCUUCAAUUCUGACCAGUUUCCCAGUCCCUGCCGAUGAAAAACAUCCCCACAGCAUGAUGCUGUUACCACCAUGCUUCAGUGUGGGGAUGGUGUUCUCGGGGUGAUGAGAGGUGAUGAGAUGUGAUGAGAGGUGUUGGGUUUGCGCCAGACAUAGCGUUUUCCUUGAUGGCCAAAAAGCUCAAUUUUAGUCUAAUCUGACUAUAUGUUUGGGGAGUCUCCCACAUGGCUUUUGGCGAACACCAAACGUGUUUGCUUAUUUUUUUCUUAAGCAAUGGCAUUUUUCUGGCCACUCUUCUGUAAAGCCCAGCUCUGUGGAGUGUAUGGCUUAAAGUGGUCCUAUGGACAGAUACUCCAAUUUCCGCUGUGGAGCUUUGCAGCUCCUUCAGGGUUAUCUUUGGUCUCUUUGUUGCCUCUCUGAUUAAUGCCCUCCUUGCCUGGUCCGUGAUUUUUGGUGGGUGGCCCUCUCUUGGCAGGUUUGUUGGGGUGCCAUAUUCUUUCCAAUUUUUUAUAAUGGAUUUAAUGGUGCUCCGUGGGAUGUUCAAAGUUUCUGAUAUUUUUUUAUAACCCAACCCUGAUCUGUACAUCUCCACAACUUUGUCCCUGACCUGCUUGGAGAGCUCCUUGGUCUUCAUGGUGCCGCUUGCUUGGUGGUGCCCCUUGCUUAGUGAUGUUGCAGACUCUGGGGCCUUUCAGAACAGGUGUAUACAUACUGAGAUCAUGUGACACUUAGAUUGCACACAGGUGGACUUUAUUUAACUAAUUAUGGGACUUCUGGUAAUUGGUUGCACCAGAUCCUAUUUAGGGGCUUCAUAGCAAAGUGGGUGAAUACAUAUGCACACACCACUUUUCCGUUAUUUAUUUUUUCGAAUUUUUAGAAACAAGUUAUUUUUUUCAUUUCACUUCACCAAUUUGGACUAUUUUGUGUAUGUCCAUUACAUGAAAUUAAAAUAAAAAUCAAUUUAAAUUACAGGUUGUAAUGAAACAAAAUAGGAAAAACGCCAAGGGGGAUGAAUACUUUUGCAAGGCACUAUAUAAACAAUAAUCUGCUAAAUGGCAUAUACAGUGCAUUCAGAAAGUAUUCAGACCCCUUGACUUUUUCCACAUUGUUACAUUACAGCCUUAUUCUAAAAUGGAUUACACAAAACGAUCCUCAUCAAUCUACACACAAUACCCCAUAAUGACAAAGCAAAAACAGGUUUGUAAAAUUUUUUGCAAAAGAAAAGAUAAAUAAAAAAUAACAAUUCACAUUUACAUAAGUAUUCAGACCACAGGAGGUUGGUGGCACCUUUAUUGAGGAGAACGGGCUCGUAGUAAUGACUGGAGCGGAUUAGGUGGAAUGGUAUCAAAUACAUAAAAACACAUGGUUUCCAGGUGUUUGAUGCCAUUUCAUUUGCUCCGUUCCGGCCAUUAUUAUGUGUAUAAUAUUUUGUGUGCACUACAGUGCCUUGCAAAAGUAUUCAUCCCCCUUGGCAUUUUUCCUAUUUUGUUGCAUUACAACCUGUAAUUUAAAUUGAUUUUUAUUUGGAUUUCAUUUAAUGGACAUACACAAAAUAGUCCAAAUUGGUGAAGUGAAAUGAAAAAAAUAACUUAUUUAAAAAAAUUCUAAAAAAUAAAUAACGGAAAAGUGGUGCGUGCAUAUGUAUUCACCCCCUUUGCAAUGAAGCCCCUAAAUAAGAUUUGGUGCAACCAAUUACCUUCAGAAGUCACAUAAUUAGUUAAAUAAAGUCCACCUGUGUGUAAUCUAAGUGUCACAUGAUCUCAGUGUAUAUAUACACCUGUUCUGAAAGGCCCCAGAGUCUGCAACACCACUAAGCAAGGGGCACCACCAAGCAAGCGGCACCAUGAAGACCAAAGAGCUCUCCAAACAGGUCAGGGGCAAAGUUGUGGAAACUGGUCAGAAUUGAAGGAAUGAUGGAUGGCGCUAAAUACAGGGAAAUUCUUGAGGGAAAACUGUUUCAGUCUUCCAGAGAUUUGAGACUGGGACGGAGGUUCACCUUCCAGCAGGGCAAUGACCCUAAGCAUACUGCUAAAGCAACACUUGAUUGGUUUAAGGGGAAACAUUUAAAUGUCUUGGAAUGACCUAGUCAAAGCCCAGACCUCAAUCCAAUUGAGAAUCUGUGGCAUGACUUAAUGAUUGCUGUACACCAGCUGAACCCAUCCAACUUGAAGGAGCUGGAGCAGUUUUUCCUUGAAGAAUGGGAAACAAUCCCAGUGGCUAGAUGUGCCAAGCUUAUAGAGACAUACCCCAAAAGACUUGCAGCUGUAAUUGCUGCAAAAGGUGGUUCUACAAAGUAUUGACUUUGGGGGGGUGAAUAGUUAUGCACGCUCAAGUUUUCUGUUUUUCUGUCUUAUUUCUUGUUUGUUUCACACAACUUGAAGGAGCUGGAGCAGUUUUGCCUUGUUUUUUUGUCUUAUUUCUUGUUUGUUUCACAAGAAAACAUAUUUUGCAUCUUCAAAGUGGUAGGCUUUGCGGUUCGUCACAGAGGGGCUCUGGUUGGAUGUUCCCACUUUCCCCCCCUCUCCAUUAACCUAACCCUAAUCCUUUAGUUUGGAACCCCCACCCCACCCUUUCCAUUAACCUAACCCUAACCCUUUAGUUUGGAACACCCCCCCCCCCCCUCUCCAUUAACCUAACCCUUUAGUUUGGCAUUUUGUGUAAAUCAAAUUAUACAAACCCCCAAAAAAUCCAUUUUAAUUCCAGGUUGUAAGGCAACAAAAUAGGAAAAAUGCCAAGGGGGGUGAAUACUUUCGCAAGCCACUGUACACCGUAUGAAUCUAUUCAAUAACGUGUCCACACACAAUACAUCUAACUACUGUAUACUCAACAAACAUUCACAGACAUACACAUUCACAAACAGACAAUAGUUGCUAUGUAACAUGGACCCGUUCUCUAAACAGAUGCCUAGAGACUAAUGAUUGAGUGCAUAAUGGGAAAUAAUAUUUAGAAGAUAAAAGAAUAGGCCCAGUGACAUCACAUCCAACCACACAUGAUGAAUCCAGCCCCCCUCUCUCUAGAUUAAAUACAGUCACAGCUCAUAGCCACCUUAUUUAGACACAACAUUUAGAGAAGAUAAUUCAUUCUCUGUAGCCUAACUGAUGGCCAGAAAGGCUUUCUGAGGGGGCUGAUUUGGUCCUAAUUAAGCGAAUUGGGGGGAGCCGUGCAUAGGAAAACAUUAAUGGAAUCAUGGUAUUGAAUUUACAGGGUUUUAAAUCCCAGGAGCAUGAACCAAAUUGAGAUUGCCUGUCUCGUAUCCCUGCCUGUUAGAGCCUAAUGCAGAAUUUGCUGCUUUCGCAUUUUCAUCACAGAGGGUCUUUGGUUAGAUGUUCAUCACAGAGGGGCUCUGGUUGGAUGUUGGUCACAGAGGGGCUCUGGUUGGAUGUUGGUCAUAGAGGGGCUCUGGUUGGAUGUUGGUUCACAGAGGGGCUCUGGUUGGAUGUUCCCACUUUUCCUUUUUUUUUCUUUUUUUCUCUGUGCUUAACCCCCUCUCCAUUAACCUAACCCUAACCCUUUAGUUUGGACCCCCCCCCCCCCCCCCCCCCCCCCCUCCACCACCCCCCCUCCAUCCAUUAAAACCCUAACGUUUAGUUUGCCCCCCCUCCCCCCCCCCCCCCCCCCCCUCCAUUAACCUAAGCCUAGCCCUAACCAUUUAGUUUGGACCCCCACCCCCCCUCCAUUAACCUUACCCUAACCCUUUAGUUUGGAACCCCCUGGCCCGCACCAAAAUAAACUCCCCUUUUGGGCCAGAACACUUUUAGUCACAAUAACAUUGGAUUAUACAAGGCCCCAACCACACAGCCCUAGAGCAGGAGACAUGUCUACACUGCAGUCUAACAGUCUCACAGCCGACCAUCACAUAACAGAGAAACAGUAGAACUAGGACCUGGAGUUUUUCCUGGUCAUGUGGUCAGUACCACAGUGUUCCUAUUGGUUUCCCAUUUCACCAUGAUGUGUGUGUGUGUGUGCGCGUGUCUCCACGACAGGAUGCUGAGGAGUAACCAGCUAGGCUGUGUGGACAACACCACCUUCACAGGCCUGAGCUCCGUACGCCUGCUGUCUCUCUAUGACAACCGGAUCUCCACCAUCGCCCCGGGAGCCUUCACCACACUGCACUCCCUCUCCACCAUGUAA